This is a messenger RNA of Saprolegnia parasitica CBS 223.65, 321 nucleotides long. RefSeq lists its product as hypothetical. NCBI's taxonomy places the organism in Eukaryota, Oomycota, Saprolegniomycetes, Saprolegniales, Saprolegniaceae. Bases 1 to 321 code for a protein of 106 amino acids. The record is from RefSeq and is a predicted model, not a curated record. The transcript has 2 exons.
AUGGCCAAGGUCAGGACCAAGUGGCUGCGCGCGCUCUCCGAGAUGAUGGCGUCGUACGGCUUCAAGCUCAAGCGCAACGAGAACCACCUCGUGUGGCGCAACGACGAGAUGGGCAUCCAGAUCGCGACGUCGAGCAGCCCCAGCGACCUCAAUGCGAUCCGCCAGAUCGAGCGAGACAUUCGCCGCAAGCUUGCGCUCGACCACCCAUGGUGCACCAAGCCGUGCAUGGCGCUGGCGGCCGACGUGCGCCGCGACACGCCCAUGACCCAGGCCGGCGCUACACGCGGUCGCUGCGACGAUAGGCCCGGUUCCGCGCCUUGA